AUGGACAUCAAGUUUUUAGCUUUACGUGAUAAAGGGACCCUAGGAGGCCAGAUCUAUAGUUUUGAUGCAUUAAUACCCAUUGUAAUCGACUGUAUAGUUUUGGACAAAGAAGGAAUCGUACGUUCAUGCACUACAGCUAAAGAAAUAUGGGAUAGUUUGAAAGAAUUAUAUUCAACUGAUGAAGAUCUAGAGCACUCGAUCCAAACCUUGUUGCUCUCUGAGUUCAGUGCUUUCGAACAAAAACCUGAUGAGAAACUCAUUCAGACAUUCGACCGUUUCAACCAUUUGCUUAGCAAGAUGAUGAAGCAUGGAAUUGGAAGGAAAGUGAUCGAACAAAAGGUUACCUUUAUGAAUGGGUUAAGACCCGAAUGGAUGGUUGUGGUCUCGACUGUAAAGGCACAUGAGCAAUUUAAGUCCUACUCGCUGGCGAAACUAAUGGGUAUAUUCAAAUCUCAUGAAAGCGUGGUGACUAAGGAAGCGAAGGUAGUUUCGGGUGUGGGUUCUCUGGCCGUUGUUUCUAAGAACAAGAAUGUAGUAGAUGAAGAAGAAGAAUCUGAUUUGUUAGAAUGCGAUUUGACUAAUGAAGAAUAUGCAAUGAUGGGAAGCUAUAGCUUUGAAAAGACGAAGGAGGAGAACAAGAACACUACUCAGAAGGACGAUGAGGAGAAGGAGAGAAAGCUUGUGGGAGAUUCAGGAUAUGAAUGCAACUAUUGUCACGGCAAGAACCACUUCGUUAAGGAUUGCAUGCUAAGAAAGAUGUCUAAGAAAAGGGAGGGUGAAGAUGACAAAGAAUACUACAUGCGAAUAUUGGAGGAGAUAAAGAUAAAGAAAUCAACUAACGUUUCUAUGAAUGCUUUGAUUGUGAAGGAACAUGUUAUUGAUGAUGAGUUUGGCGGAGUAGAAGUCUGGUCUACAGACUCUGAAGAUGAAGAGGUUAUCAAUGACGAGCAGUUUGAUGACGAAUGGUAUAUUGACAGUGGCUGCUCUCAUCACAUGACAGGUAGGAGGGAAGAGUUAAGGGAGUUUCAGUCCCUUAAGGAUGGUGGUUGUGUAAAAUAUGGAAACAACUCAUUUGGAACGAUCAAAGGAAAUAAGAUGAUUACAAACGGUGAAUUUUCGAUUCGUAAAGUAGCUUACGUGGAAGGACUGCAACAUAAUCUAAUAAGCGUCUCUCAACUAGUUGUGUUAAAAUCCUUGCGCAAAAGCGAGAUGUAUCCUCUGAAUCUCAACCCAAUAAGAGGAAAGCCUGUUGUAUGCCUGCUAACAAAGGCGAACUCAGAAGAAAGUUGGUUGUGGCAACAAAGACUCUCGCACCUGAACUUCAAAGAUAUCAAUAAACUGGUUCUUGGGGAUCACAAAUCAGAGGCGACUCCCAAGCUGACGGUUUUUUAUCAAGCAAGUUGA
Messenger RNA from Lactuca sativa (garden lettuce), 1404 nucleotides. RefSeq lists its product as uncharacterized. Lineage: Eukaryota; Viridiplantae; Streptophyta; Magnoliopsida; Asterales; Asteraceae. The record is from RefSeq and is a predicted model, not a curated record.